AUGUCAGGAGGUCUUCUCUCUUUGGUGGCUCAGGGCGCUCAGGAUGCUUAUCUCACGGGGAGCCCCCAGAUCACCUUCUUUAGGAUCGUCUAUCGCAGGUACACCAACUUUGCGCUUGAGGCCAUCGAGCAGACUUUCAAUGGCGCCGCAGAUUUCGGACGCCGUGUUACAGCCACGAUCAGCAGGAACGGAGACCUGGUCACGAACAUGUACCUGCAGGUGACUCUCCCGGCGCUGACUUCCAACACAACGCAUACGGAGCUGGGGUACAUCAAUGCGGUGGGGCAUGCCCUGAUGCGGAAUGUGGAGGUUGAAAUUGGUGGGCAGAAGAUUGACAAGAUCCCGUCCGAGUACAUGGAGAUCUACCACCAGCUGUCGAUGCCCGAGGAGAAGAGGAGGGGUUACGGUGAGAUGAUUGGGGCCCCAAGCCUCAGUGACACUGUUCCCUCGUCCAACCGCACGGUAGCGGACACUGCUCUCUUAAACCAAAACACCCAGAGGACGCUUUAUAUCCCACUCAUCUUCUGGUUCAACAGGGUUCCCGGCAACGCGCUACCGUUGAUUGCCCUUCAAUAUCACGAAAUCAAGGUCAAUAUUGAGUUCCGCCCUCUGAACGAGCUCUACAAGUCGAACGUGGCGGUCACUUUCAACCCUAUUCCGUCCAUUGUGAGCGCGUCUCUGUACGUUGACUAUGUUUAUCUAGAUACGGACGAAAGAAGAAAAUACGCAUCCAGUUCGCACGAAUUUCUGAUAGAGCAGCUCCAAUUUACCGGUUCGGACACUUGGAGUGGCGGUUCGGGCACCAGCAAGAUCCGAAUGUCCUUCAACCACCCCGUUAAGGAGCUCAUCUGGACCGUCACGCCCAGCGACAGUGCGACCGCUGACCCCGUCAACGGCAAUCUGUGGUUUGACUGCGGCGAGCAGAACGGUGGCACGGACCUCAUGACCACCGCCAAGAUCCUGCUCAACGGCCACGACCGCUUCCAGGAGCGGGCCGCGCCCUACUUCCGGCUGGUGCAGCCCUACCAGCACCACACCAGGAUCCCCAACCGCUUCAUCUACGUCUACAGCUUCGCCCUCAAACCAGAAGAGCACCAACCUUCGGGUACUUGCAAUUUCAGCAGGAUCGACAACGCUGCGCUCCAUCUGGGGCUCAAUACGGAGGACCCCGCCAAGAUCUCUGUAUAUGCAGUGAACUACAACAUUUCACGUAUCACGUCCGUGUCCUUUUCGUGA
Molecule: messenger RNA, 1236 nt
Organism: Klebsormidium nitens
Lineage: Eukaryota; Viridiplantae; Streptophyta; Klebsormidiophyceae; Klebsormidiales; Klebsormidiaceae
Source: the annotation of a GenBank genome assembly